Messenger RNA from Acanthoscelides obtectus, 1122 nucleotides. The record is from the annotation of a GenBank genome assembly. NCBI's taxonomy places the organism in Eukaryota, Metazoa, Arthropoda, Insecta, Coleoptera, Chrysomelidae.
AUGGUCGCGAUAUUUCAAAGAACUGUUACUGCGGAUUGGUAUACCACCAUUUGUUUGCCAAAAGUCAUCACUGAGCUUCGAAAAAUCAACCCCGAAAGAAGAACCAUCCUCCACCAAGACAAUGCAAGCUCGCACACAGCCCAAAAAACAAGGCAGUAUUUAACGGAAGAAAACGUGGAAUUAUUGAACCAUCCUCCAUAUAGUCCCGAUCUAAGUCCUAACGAUUCCUUUACUUUCCCGAAAAUCAAAAACAGACUGCGUGGUCAAAGGUUCCAGUCACCAAAAGGAGCAGUUGACGCAUUCAAAAAUGCCGUUUUGGAUCUGCCAGCAAACGAGUGGAAUAAGUGCUUCGAAAAUUGGUUCGAGCGCAUGCAGAUGUGUAUUAAUCAAACAAAAAACAAUAAAUUUAAUGCUUCCAAAACGCAGUACUGUACUUUGAUCAACAAAAAGCGUCCUAGCGAUCAUCCAGUUUUGAUGGUCGGCCGAGUUCUGCCAAAGAGCCCUUCAUUUCGGCUGAUCGGACUGCUGGGCUAUUUGUUUAGGGCUAAGAAGUUCUUUUAUCAGCAUCACCUCCUCACUCUAUACAAGGCCCAGACAAGUCCUAGCUUCGAGUGUUGCUCACAAGUUUGGAGUGCUGCCGCCCCGACAACAUUAUAUGGCAUAAAUCGCGAGCUUCUGGACUACCUCGAACGUCACGGCUUGAUUAGCGACAGACAGUAUGCUUUCCGGCACCAGCGAUCCACAGGGGACCUCUCUUAUGGUGAGGCUCAUGUCUUUGCUCUUGAUAUCACGAAUGCAUUCGAUCAGCUGUGGCACGCUGACUUCUUAUGCAAACUUCCAUCCUAUGGCCCCCCAGAAAAUAUUUGCAGAUGGGUGGCUGACUUUCUCUCUGACCGCAAGAUUACCGAGGACUUGAUCUGGCACGAACACAUCUCGUCAAUAGCGGCAGCUGCUGGGAAAAAGCUAGCCCAGAUAAGGCCUAGCCUCGAGCUCUCUUCCAUGAUGUCGCCGCGCGAUACCUCCCAUCCUAACCGUGUCGAACUUCGAGAGAGCUUUCCCAGUUCUACUAACCUUAGGCAGUUCAAAUAUCGUAUGAACAAAAUUUCUUUGGGAUCAUUAUAG